AUGUCUAAUGAUAUUAAUCCAAAAAAAACUAUAAAUGUUCUUUUAGUUUAUCUUUUGCAAUUACAGCAUCUUGCAAUACAAUCCAUUGAAAAAAAGCAUCAUGAUUUUUUAGUAAAAAAUAAUGUGCAAAAAAAAAAACCUUCUUGUCCUCCUAAUGCUUUUAUUCUCUACCACCAAGCCAAGCAACUAGCAAUAGUUGCUACUAGUAUAAAUAUUUCAAAUAAUAAAGUUUCAAAAAGAGUUAGUGACAUGUGGCAUAAAGAGUCUUUGAAAGUAAAAAUUAAGUUCCAGCUUUUGGCUGAUAUUGCCAAAUUAGAGCAUAUGCAAAAAUACUCUGAAUACAAAUACCAACCUCGCUGUCCACAUGAAAAAAAGAGAAGAACUAAAAGAAAUUGUCAUCUUUCAAUAAAUGAAAUCUCUUCUUGA
This is a messenger RNA of Dentiscutata heterogama, 426 nucleotides long. The record is from the annotation of a GenBank genome assembly. NCBI's taxonomy places the organism in Eukaryota, Fungi, Glomeromycota, Glomeromycetes, Diversisporales, Gigasporaceae.